Molecule: messenger RNA, 2639 nt
Organism: Schistocerca cancellata (South American locust)
Lineage: Eukaryota; Metazoa; Arthropoda; Insecta; Orthoptera; Acrididae
Gene: EMC8-9
Product: ER membrane protein complex subunit 8
Exons: 5
Coding region: 15-629 (204 amino acids)
Cellular component (GO): EMC complex
Source: RefSeq, a predicted model, not a curated record
CUUUGCAAGCGAGAAUGGCGGAAAUAAAGUUUUCUGCUCGCGCGUAUUGUAAAAUGAUUCUUCAUGCAGCAAAAUAUCCACAUUGUGCUGUAAAUGGUCUUUUGUUAGCAGAAGAUUCGAAGUCGAAGGAUGCUAAGUCCAAAGGAUUGGUGAUUACCGAUGCAGUUCCAUUAUUUCACAUAUGUUUACAAGUGUUCCCAAUGACGGAGGUAGCACUGACGCAGGUAGAUUUUUGGGCAUCAAAAGCUGGACUAGUUAUAGCCGGUUACUAUAUGGCAAAUGAGAACAUUAGAGAUAUGAGUCAUGAGCGUGGACAGCGAGUUGCAGACAAAAUUGCCGAGAAUUUCAGCUCAGCUUGUCUUGUUGUUAUAAACAAUCAGAAACUGAGUGUGACGAUGGACAAUGUAGCACUGUGUGUAUUACAGAAUGCCGAUGGAAAGUGGAAACCAAAGGAUAGAUCAAGUUUUUCUGUGGAGGCAAAUUCGCUGGACUCUGCGGCUGUUUUAGUGCAGCAACGAGCUUAUGAAGAACUAGUGGACUUCGACAAUCAUCUAGAUGAUAUCUCACUGGACUGGACAAAUGCUCAAUUAAAUGAUAUAAUAGAUAAUGCAGUUCAGGUGGUAGGUUAAGAGAUUGUAUAUAUGUAUAUAUUUUUAAAAAAGUCCCUGAGGUGAUAACCAGAUUAUAUAUCAUCUCAGGCUCAUACCUCUGCAUUUGUUGAUGAGGAACAGAAAAUUUAUAUUAUUUAUAUAACUGCUGGACAGUUUUGUUGUUCUCAGACCAAGGAUUGUGGAUGAAGCACAUCUUGAAUAUAUCUGUGGCAAUAUUUUCCACGUGACAAGCACCUAAAAUGUGAUGACCUCCUUCACAUCUCCAAGCAUUCCAAGACUGGAAGUCAUUCUCCUUUUUAAAGUGUUUAAUGGUGUCAGUGAUAGUAAAUUAAAUUUUCUGCUGACAGUAGGGCAUUCUUGUUGUUUAUCACUGACAUUAAAUUGCAAAAAGCACCAUUUGCAAAAGAUACAUGUGCAUAUUCAAUGUUGAGUUUGCUGUUAGACCAUAUGACAUGUUGUAAUAUUUUGUAGCUUUGAUUAGUAUGUGCAACAGUGAAUAGCUCCACUUCUUGUACCUUGUAUUGUAAUUUACACACAGUUUGUCUGAGCCAAAAAUUGUGUGUCACUCAGAUUUUGUGUGUGUUGUUAUGAUUUAAUUAUUGUGUAUGGUUUGUUGGAUUGUAUAUACAACUUUAAAUUGACAGGAUGGAAUUUGAAAUUAAACUUGUAAGUUGUUGAAAUUUAUACCAUUCAUAGAUAAUGUAAGGAAAAAAAAGUAUUGUAUUGAUCCUUGCAACCUUGAGAUUUCAAAGUCGUUAAAUCUAUUGGUACAGUUUUUUUUGUCUAUCUAUGUGAGUAGUAGAUAUUUUGACAUGACGAUUAUAUAAAAAUGAGAAGAUUUAUCUACAGUUAUUACAUACAGAUACAGGUACUGUCACAUUCAGUCAAAUUAGUCUGUUCUGCUCAUGGAACUGAUAUUAGCUUAUUUUGCCCCAAGCAGAACAUUUGUUUCUAGAAACAAUGACACAGGUUAUCCAAUCAGUUAACAUAUUGAUUAUGAUAUAUUUCUGUGAGUGUAACAUUUUAUCACCUUACUAACAAGUAAUUUCUUCUCAGAGAUGAAAAUUAACUGUCUGAACCUCAAAAGCUUAUUCAGAAAUUUUGAAGACUACACAGACUGCAUACCUGAUGUUCCUACACAUGCAACAACAAACUCAAGAAUUUGCUCUUGUUGGUUUACACACUCCUCCAGUUCUUCAUAGUAAUAGGAGAUGUGUACAUUUUUUGUGGUUUUCUUUUAUUCCCCCAUAGAUAAAUUAUAAAUUGUUAUAUGAUUAUAAAAGUGCCACAGGAGCAAUUGCCUUUGGAUUGUAUAUAUCCUCAUAGGGAAACAAUAAGAUUACUUCUCAUGAUAGUUAAAUGUCCCUCACCCCCUGCCCCAUACUCCAUAUCAUUCCUACACAAUACACCAUUCUGUCACUCAUUCGAAUGCCUUGUGCUUUGCAACACCUGUACUCUUCUACACUUACCCCUCCAUGUCAUUGUCUCUUAGGUGAUGAAUAUCAUGUGAAUUUAUUUCUGAUUGUUAGCUCCAGCUAACAUAAUCAGCAGAGCAAGACUUAGCAGUGAAAGCUACAGUUUUUUAUAAGUCUUAAUAUCUAUUCUCCCGUCACUCAGCAGUUUAUAUCCUAUAAUCAAGCUUAUUUUGUUGACAGUUGUAUAAUCAUCUUUUUUUGUAAUUAUGUCCAUUCUUUCUCACCUUGUUCUUCCCAUUUCACUGUGUUUCAUUCUGUUGGUCAGUCUCUUUAAGUGGCAUUUCCUCAUAUUUUCUCUCCAAUUUUGCCACAUCACUCUUGAACUUUUAAUAUGUGUGCCUUUGUUUCUGGUAACUAUUUUACAAUCACAUAGCUCCACUAUCCUGUUGCUCAUCUAUGUAUACACUACAUCCUCUGUAAGUCUUCUUACCCACAUACCCACAUCUGCAUGCUCAUAGUUACUGUAAAAAAAAAAAAGUGUAAUUUAUUUGUAUUUGUAAGCUGGCGAUAAGAACUUUUUUCUGCAGUGAUUAUCUUUACAGUCAUGUACAAC